This is a messenger RNA of Toxorhynchites rutilus septentrionalis, 510 nucleotides long. Its product is annotated as larval cuticle protein A2B-like. The transcript is spliced from 2 exons. Gene Ontology annotation, cellular component: extracellular matrix. Lineage: Eukaryota; Metazoa; Arthropoda; Insecta; Diptera; Culicidae. The record is from RefSeq and is a predicted model, not a curated record. The coding region runs from base 1 to 510 and encodes 169 amino acids.
AUGGCAUUUAAGUUCGUGACAUUCUUCGCCCUGAUGGUUAUUGCCAACGCCGGUGUCAUCCCGUCUCCGGCUGUGUCCUAUGUUGGCGCUCAAGCGUCACUAGCACACGUCGCCCCGCAGGCCCAACUGCUCGAAACCGUCGUUGAUGAUGAGUAUGAUCCCCAUCCACAGUAUUCCUUCGCCUACGGAGUGUCGGACUCGCUGACCGGAGAUCACAAGUCCCAGCAUGAAACUCGUGAUGGAGAUGUCGUUAAAGGUGCCUAUUCGCUCGUCGACCCAGAUGGUACCAAACGCACCGUCGAAUAUGUCGCUGAUCCGAUUCACGGAUUCAAUGCCGUUGUUCACCGUGAACCACUCGCCGUGAAGGCAGUUGCAGCUGCUCCUCUUCUUGCCACCAAGACCAUUGUUACCCAGCCAGCUCUUGCCACUUAUUCUGCACCUCUGGCAACCAAGACUCUGGUUUCCCAGCCCGCUUGGUCCAGCUAUGAUGCCCCAGCUCUGUACUACUGA